This is a messenger RNA of Phytophthora infestans T30-4, 600 nucleotides long. RefSeq lists its product as uncharacterized. NCBI's taxonomy places the organism in Eukaryota, Oomycota, Peronosporomycetes, Peronosporales, Peronosporaceae. The record is from RefSeq and is a predicted model, not a curated record. The coding region runs from base 1 to 600 and encodes 199 amino acids. The transcript is spliced from 3 exons.
AUGUGGAUUUACCUAGGAACAGAUACGGACGAGAGGAAAAAGACUUUAUUAGCUUUAAAGACACGAAAAGUGAGGGCUUCGCAACUGUACAUAGCGGAGCGUACGAGAUUUCUAGACCCCGUGAGCCCCUUUGCGGAACAUUCGAGAUUCGUGGCGCACAAUGGCGAUUAUUGUGCGCUACGGUUCGAUAUCACACCGUAUGAGGGCAUAUCAAAUGAUGACGCUAGUGCCAGUGACGGUAUUUCCCAGAACCGUCUGGUAUCUUCGUUGACAAAUGGGGUGGAGAUGGAGAUGAAUAACGUCAUGUACACGGAGUUUCGAGAACAUGAUGACGAGUCUGGCGACGGAGGGGCCUUUGGCUUGUUCACAGCGGACUUUGUCGACAAGGACGAACUGUUCCCCUAUGUACCCAAAGAAAGGGUUCGAUACGACGUCACGGCCGUGUUGACGCAAAUAGUGGUACUCACUCGGUCCUGUCUGAUUAAACUUCACCAUGGAGAAAUCCCCUUGACGUUCGAGACGGCCCACGAGAUGCGUGAAAGUGCAGGCAAAUGGGGCGACGUCAUGCUUCAAAGUGUUCGUCAGCUUGUCUAUCGGUAA